This is a messenger RNA of Lontra canadensis (Northern American river otter), 783 nucleotides long. RefSeq names its product LIM and SH3 protein 1 (gene LASP1). NCBI's taxonomy places the organism in Eukaryota, Metazoa, Chordata, Mammalia, Carnivora, Mustelidae. Gene Ontology annotation, cellular component: focal adhesion. The record is from RefSeq and is a predicted model, not a curated record. Gene Ontology annotation, molecular function: actin filament binding.
AUGAAUCCCAACUGCGCCCGGUGCGGCAAGAUCGUGUACCCCACGGAGAAGGUGAACUGUCUGGAUAAGUUCUGGCACAAAGCAUGCUUCCACUGCGAGACCUGCAAGAUGACACUCAACAUGAAGAACUACAAGGGCUACGAGAAGACCCCCUACUGCAACGCACACUACCCCAAGCAGUCCUUCACCAUGGUGGCUGACACCCCGGAAAACCUCCGUCUCAAGCAACAGAGUGAGCUCCAGAGUCAGGUGCGCUACAAGGAGGAGUUCGAGAAGAACAAGGGCAAAGGGUUCAGCGUGGUGGCGGACACGCCCGAACUCCAGAGAAUCAAGAAGACCCAGGACCAGAUCAGUAACAUAAAAUACCAUGAGGAGUUUGAGAAGAGCCGCAUGGCCCCCAGCGGGGGCGAGGGCAUGGAGUCUGAGCGCCGAGACACCCAGGAGCAGCAGCAGCCGCCCCACCACAUCCCAGCUAGCGCCCCAGUUUACCAGCAGCCCCAGCAGCAGCCGGUGGCACAAUCCUAUGGUGGCUACAAGGAGCCUGCUGCCCCAGUCUCCAUACCAUGCAGGGCCCCAGGCGGGGGCGGGAAGCGGUACCGCGCUGUGUAUGACUACAGUGCCGCGGACGAGGACGAGGUCUCCUUCCAGGAUGGGGACACCAUCGUCAACGUGCAGCAGAUCGACGAUGGCUGGAUGUACGGGACCGUGGAGCGCACUGGCGACACGGGGAUGCUGCCAGCCAACUACGUGGAGGCCAUCUGAGCCCCGGCCCCGCCCCCCCGC